Molecule: messenger RNA, 231 nt
Organism: Penicillium angulare
Lineage: Eukaryota; Fungi; Ascomycota; Eurotiomycetes; Eurotiales; Aspergillaceae
Exons: 1
Coding region: 1-231 (76 amino acids)
Source: RefSeq, a predicted model, not a curated record
AUGAUGGAAAAUGUAUCAGAUAUUCCAAACCCCGAGUACUUGAGGGAUAUCGCGCUCAACAGCGCUAUCCAGCCCGAUGCUGACAUUAUUGACGUUUCCGCGGCUGAAGAAUGCAUUACUGACGGGACAAAAGUGUAUGCUGAGGUUACAUUAGAAAUUGGUCUACAGAAGAACAUUAUCGCUAUUGACAAAUUGGACCAAAGGUUCUGGGCUGAGGAUCUCUCUUCUUAG